AUGUCCUCCCUCACAAGAUCAUCUUCAGUAUCCAAAUCUGGUCUCAUUUCCAGCAAUGGCAGUAGGACACCGAGUCAUGGACCUGUAGAUGGUGAUGCUCAAGCUCAAGCCUCGGAAUCAUCAAUAGAGCCUGAAUCCGAAGCUGGACCAUCGAGAUCCACACGGAGACCCAGUUCACAUCAUCCACACAUCCAUUCUCGAACAUCAUCUUCCUCUAAUCAUGCUGCUGCUGAACCCUCUGCCGCAUCAUCAUCAACAUCAUCACCAUCAUCACCUCGUCAUCAUCAACAUCAACAUCAACAACAACAACAACAACAACAUCAUCAUCAACAACAUCAUCGACCCGCUUCCCCAGAUACUGCUUUGACCCGACAACCUUCUCCUCCCAGACCACUUACCCCUCACUUGGACUUGGCAACAUUUCCAACCCCUACACUCCUACGUCUACUUGCUAAUCUUCUGCAACAGAUAGCUCUGGCCAACGAUCAGCUGAGACCAGACUUUGAGGACCUUCAGAGUAUAGAGGAAGAAGAUACAUUAGCUUCUCUCGCCUCCACUCCAGGGGGUAACAGCAGCGGAGGAGGAGGAGGAGGCGGAGGCGGCGGACCUGGAGGAGGAGGACCUCAUGACGAUGCUGCUUCAUCCACUUCUAAAACAUCUUCGUCUCAAGCUCAACACCCGUCACCUACUACUGCUUUGUUCUCCGAUGCGACUUCAACCGCAGAGAAUCAGCCUGCUUCCCUCGAACCGCAUCACUACGGACCCUUAUUUACGGCCUCCAAAACGAGCCUAUCUUACCCUUCGUCCCUGCUGUCUUUCCACGCUCGACACAUCCCAUCCAUCACCAUUGAGGCGUACCUUUUGCGUAUCCUCAAGUACUGUCCAACCACUAAUGAGGUCUUCCUCGGUCUCUUGGUCUACUUUGAUCGAAUGAGCAGGUUAGGCACCCCAGGAGGCGUAGGGGGCGAAUCCGCGGGAGCUAGAAGGGGAAUAGGAAGAGGAUUCGCCAUUGACAGUUACAAUAUUCACCGAUUGGUCAUUGCCGGCGUCACAGUGGCCAGCAAGUUCUUCUCGGAUGUCUUCUAUACAAACUCGCGAUACGCUAAAGUCGGAGGUCUACCACCACACGAGUUGAAUCAAUUAGAACUUCAGUUCCUCCUCCUUAACGAUUUUAGACUCGUCAUACCGAUCGAAGAAAUGCAACGGUACGGUGACCGACUCUUGGGGUAUUGGGAAGGGAGAGAAGCCGAAAUUGGAGUAGACAGUGUGGACCACAGUCCGAAGGAGACAAAGGUCAAGACGCCAGCCAGCGAAAGCAAGACCACACACACGGAGAGCACUACCUCAACGGCAGCGUCGACUGCCGCGGAGGCAGUAGUCAAGACUGAAGAUGCUGCCCCUUCUUCCUCUACACAGUCACAGGACGAUAUCAAGAUGGAAAUUGACCCAGCUUCGUCGUCCUCGUCGUCAGAUCCAACCGAUCAAAGCUCGUCAAAAGUGGGAGCUUCAUCGGUUCAAGCAGACUCAUCUGUGGCUUCGACAGCUGGAGCUACGACAACCGCUUCAGCCUCCGCAACCUCUUCGACUCCUCGAGAUUCAAGUACACCAGCUUCUCGUCCGAGGGAACGAGAAAGAUUGGUCAAUUUCGCACCUGUACCCAGUGCAUCUACCACGACGACGGCCACACAACCAAUCACUGCACCGGCCGAGUCUCAUGGGUUAUCAUCAGGUGUUCCUGAAUGGGUCAGGACAGGUGGAGACGACGCCAUGGGAGGAGUGAUGGGCAGCGGACGCAUGACGAGCCCAAUGAGGGAGUGA
Messenger RNA from Kockovaella imperatae, 1818 nucleotides. Its product is annotated as cyclin-domain-containing protein. The record is from RefSeq and is a predicted model, not a curated record. Gene Ontology annotation, biological process: regulation of cyclin-dependent protein serine/threonine kinase activity. The transcript is spliced from 2 exons. Gene Ontology annotation, molecular function: cyclin-dependent protein serine/threonine kinase regulator activity; protein kinase binding. Lineage: Eukaryota; Fungi; Basidiomycota; Tremellomycetes; Tremellales; Cuniculitremaceae. Gene Ontology annotation, cellular component: cyclin-dependent protein kinase holoenzyme complex; nucleus. The coding region runs from base 1 to 1818 and encodes 605 amino acids.